Molecule: messenger RNA, 409 nt
Organism: Cuscuta campestris
Lineage: Eukaryota; Viridiplantae; Streptophyta; Magnoliopsida; Solanales; Convolvulaceae
Source: the annotation of a GenBank genome assembly
GUAGGAAAACUUUAUUUUGAAAAGGAAAUAUUUUGGAUGUUUAGGGAAGAUGCCUCAUCGUCCUUCUUACCCUACUGUGGACCGUAAUGAGGUCCAACUGAUUGAUGGUGCUUUUAGGACGAGGUUCGAUGAGUGGGGACACUCAUGGGUGCUACACGAGUCUAUGUGUCUAGCUCAAGACACACUGACGGACUAUGGCUAUGCAGAGGAGAUGGAGGAGCUACUUGAGGGGACCAGAUGGCAGCGCCUGCUUCAGAUGAGGGCAGAGUCUAGCCUACCACUGACCAUCGAGUUCUUAUGCUCGAUAUCUGCUAUUCCGGAGAUUGAGUCACGAUAGAUGACUCAUAGUUUGAUCACUGCUGAUACCACAUUUGCCUUCACUCUUGCGGGCCAGUCGUUUCAGUUGACA